Molecule: messenger RNA, 1500 nt
Organism: Neltuma alba
Lineage: Eukaryota; Viridiplantae; Streptophyta; Magnoliopsida; Fabales; Fabaceae
Product: transcription factor UNE12
Exons: 6
Coding region: 140-1039 (299 amino acids)
Biological process (GO): regulation of transcription by RNA polymerase II
Cellular component (GO): nucleus
Molecular function (GO): protein dimerization activity; DNA-binding transcription factor activity, RNA polymerase II-specific; RNA polymerase II cis-regulatory region sequence-specific DNA binding
Source: RefSeq, a predicted model, not a curated record
CCAGUACUGCUUCGUGAAAAUAAGGCAGAGGAGGAAAAAAGCUACUCUGCGGGGGUUGGAAAAAUUCUCUGCGCUUCAUGUAGAUAGGAAUCGAGUCCUUCAAUUGUUUCUCAGCACGACUCGUCCCGAGUCUUGACUCAUGGCCAAUAACCCAUCCGAGGCUUCCACCGACGACUUCUUCGAACAAAUCCUUGGGCUCCCAACCUUCGCUUCCAUUGACUCCGGCCUGGCUGGAGCUGAUGGCGGCUUGGCCGGUACGGCUUCUCCGGCUCCUAAGAUGCUGCAGCUCAACUCAAGCGAUGCCACCGGCCACCCCUCUGCCGUCGGUGCUGCUGGCGGUACUGGUUUUCAUGGACCAGUAUACCAGUUAGGCCUCAGUUUGGAGCAAGGAAAAGGAGGAAGUUAUUUUAAAACCGAGGAGGCUUCGGGCAGUGGGAAGCGCUUUCGCGAUGACAUCGUUGAUGGUAGAACUAAGAAUGUUUUUCAUGGGCAGUCUAUGCCAUCUAGCAUUCCUGCUGCUCCACAGCCACCAACAAUGCGACCAAGGGUGCGGGCUAGAAGAGGACAGGCCACAGAUCCACACAGCAUAGCUGAACGGUUGCGCAGAGAAAGAAUAGCGGAAAGAAUUAGGGCCUUGCAGGAACUGGUUCCUAGUGUUAAUAAGACAGAUAGAGCUGCCAUGUUAGAUGAAAUUGUGGAUUAUGUCAAGUUCUUAAGACUUCAAGUGAAGGUUUUGAGUAUGAGUAGAUUAGGUGGAGCCGGUGCAGUUGCACCACUGGUGACUGACAUCCCAUUAUCAUCAGUUGAGGAAGAUGGAAGUGAAGGUGGAAGAAAUGAAGCAGUGUGGGAGAAGUGGUCGAAUGAUGGCACGGAAAGACAAGUAGCUAAGCUUAUGGAGGAAAAUGUUGGAGCUGCCAUGCAAUUCCUUCAAUCGAAGGCCCUCUGCAUAAUGCCGAUCUCACUCGCGUCUGCAAUAUACCACUCGCAGCCACCAGACACCUCAAGCAUAGUUAAGUCUGAGACUAAUCCUCCUCCAUAGAAGACCUCACCCUCCUCCAAGGCCUCACCUAACACUGCUGGGACCCCCCAUUUAUGUGUGUUUCAAAACCCCCAUAAUUCCAGUCACUGGAUGCAAUCAAAGUCAGAUGCCAUAGUUGUAUCUUUUUUGCCUUUCUUUUUCUGCUUUUUUUUGUCAGUGCAGGGGUGGAUGUCAAUGCCUUGAAAAUAUGACAGACCCCACCUUGUCUUGCUAAGUUUCAAGUAAAAGGAAAGGAAUUGUCAAAGUUCACUUGAUAAGCUCUUGCUUUUUUGGAUCAAUGGGUGGAGUGGGGGUAGUGGAACAUUACGGGAGCGCUUUUUAUAAUGUAAUGGUUUGUGGGACCUUGUCAUAGGAUAGAGGGGAUGUAAUUUCUCAAGAAUUUGAGACGAAUAAUGUUUGCUUUGAAGAAUGCUGUUUUUUGCGGAGUCCCGCAGAAAAUGAUUAUACUUUUUGUUUGUUAU